CCCAUUGCUAGAAUCCCUAUUGGCUUCAAUCGUACGCGAACGAAAACGAACAAUAUCGGAUCGAUAGGCCACGCUUUCGCGGUCUGUACUCGCACUGAAAAUCAAGAUCAAGCGAGCUUUUGCUCUUUUGCUCUACGAGAGGAUUCCGUCCUCUCUGAGCUAGCCUUAGGACACCUG
Messenger RNA from Haemonchus placei, 177 nucleotides. NCBI's taxonomy places the organism in Eukaryota, Metazoa, Nematoda, Chromadorea, Rhabditida, Trichostrongylidae. The record is from the annotation of a GenBank genome assembly.